Messenger RNA from Parasteatoda tepidariorum (common house spider), 2771 nucleotides. RefSeq names its product glucose-6-phosphatase catalytic subunit 1. Gene Ontology annotation, cellular component: membrane. Gene Ontology annotation, biological process: gluconeogenesis; glucose 6-phosphate metabolic process. Gene Ontology annotation, molecular function: glucose-6-phosphatase activity. NCBI's taxonomy places the organism in Eukaryota, Metazoa, Arthropoda, Arachnida, Araneae, Theridiidae. The record is from RefSeq and is a predicted model, not a curated record.
UCUCGGGUAUAAAUAUCUGAAAAUUAUCCGGUAUGGACAUUUUACCCAUCUUCUUACCGGAUGCUAAAGCGGUUAAGAGUUAACUCAAUUAAAGAGAAGGUUUAUCAAACCAAUUUCCUGUUAUUUGCUCAUCAUCAGUGGUUGCUUCUUUAAACCCGUCAUGGCAGCCAUUCUCCAGGGGGCGAUGGACUUAGUAUAUGAAAAUAGCGUGCAAGUAAUCGAAGGAUUACAAGCAAGAUUUCUUCAACAAAGUGAUGUGUUCUUCAUGAUUUCGAAUCUUUUUGAUCCCCGAUAUGCGUUUUUAGUGUAUUCUCCCCUUUUCUUCUCUAUGGACUGGAAAGUGGGAAAGAAAAUCAUGUGGGUAACUGUGAUAGCUGAAUGGGUUAACCAGAUGCUCAAAUGGGCCCUUCAUGGAGAACGACCUUAUUGGUGGAUCCACGAAACACAAGUUUACAAUAGGACGGGAAUUACGUUUCCAGACAUUCAGCAGUUUCAUAUGACAUGUGAGACUGGUCCAGGAAGCCCUUCUGGCCACUCUAUGGUGACAGCUGCUGUUUGGUAUGUGAUUCUUGAUUCAUACCUAAAGAAGUUUGGUUUCAUCAAGAAAAACAGCAAGAACUUGGUUACCAAAAUCUGUUGGAUUGCCUACUUUCUUCUUUGCAUGACAGUCAGUGCUUCUCGCGUGUUCAUUGCAGCUCAUUUUCCUCAUCAGUGUUUCAUUGGAAUGGCUGUUGGAUGCUUAGUUGCAAUGUGGCUUGACAACAUAGACCAACGACGACUGAACAUCUUCCAUUACUGCCUUAUUACUGCAGGUAUCCUGGGCAGUGCACUUUCCAUGUACGCAUUCCUCAUAGCCAUUGGUGUGAAUCCUAUGUGGUCAGUGGACAGAGCCAUCAAAUGGUGUGCCAAACGAGAAUAUGUCCAUCUAGAUACCUCGCCAUUUUUCUCAAUGAUGCGCUACUGUGGUUUUAUGUUUGGUAUGGGUUUUGGAUUUAACAGCAACAGCUUUGAACAGAAUUCUAAGCGAAAGUUUUCAUUAGUCAUGAAAAUCGCUUGUGCCAUUCUUUCUGUCGGCGUUUGCAAACUAUCUGAGAAGGUUAGCCUGAUUCCGGGCAGCAUGCUCAUGUUUUACGUUCAAGCUUUCCUUCUAAAUGCUUUUCUAUCAUAUGUAAUGGUUGCCACCGUACCUUUUAUUGUUGCCAAAUUUUCCACCAAGAAGCUUAAGUCUCAGUAGAAUUUUGAAACUUUUCGUUUUUAAUUAGUGAUGUAAAGUUCCUAAAAGAAGGAAGACAAUGUUGAAAUUAUCUACGCCAUUUUUAUUUCUUCAUUUAGUUCAUGAAUGUUAUUAUUUGUUUCGUUUUCAGUUUCUUUAUUCUGUUCGAUUAAUCCAAGUGUAAUGAGGGCAAGGUGUUUUUUAAUUGUUGUUUAGUCAGUUCACAUAACCAUAAACAUAAGCUAACGUUAACAGUUAUAAUCGGAAACAACGAGUAGGAAUACUAAAUUACUUUAACGUUUUGCAAAAAUUCGAUUUAACUUUCAACCAUAAUAUUGAUACUUUGAACUGUAAUAUCGCUUGAAGUUGCUAAAACUUUAAUAAAAUGUUAAACUGAACCAUAUUUCUGCCUAAAUUGAGCCCCAUAGUAUCGUAAUUAGAUUCAAGAACAUGAUGAUAUAGUUAAUUUUGGAAAAGUUUAAGGUAGCAAUACAUUGGAGUUUCCCGCUUUCCAAAAUUUCUCAACCUGUAAAUUUAUAGAAAGUAACAUAACGUAUUACAAGGAAAAAUUAACUUUUUUAUAAUGGUGGCAGAGUCAGCAAUUUUAUUUCAAGCUACACACGCUCAAAUGACCAGAGCCCAAACUGUUGUUACUCAUACAUUGUGCAUACAUUACUUUUCUUUAUUUUAGUGUAAAAAAAGUACAUUUUAGCUUUUAUUAGCAUUUUAUAUUUGAAUCAAACUCAUAAUAAUAAGACAAAAGGCCAGUUUAGUUUGUAUAUUCGGAAGUAUUUUAUAGUUCAUGAAAAAUUUGAUUGAUUUACUUUAUAUUUAAUAUCUAAAAUUUCUUAUGUUUGCUUAAGUACUUAUUUAGUAAACUUGAAAUUGUGUGAGUAUAAGCAUGAGUAUAAGGAAAGUUGUUUCCGAAUCGCACAAUUAUUUACUUAUCUUUGUUUGUAUCUAUGUAAAUAUUGUACAUAUUUCUAAUUGUUUGUAAUGUAUGAAAUUGUCAGUGCUGUCCUUCAAAGGUACAUUUUAUGUUAUUUGUGAGUUAUGGCUUCUUUAUGACUACAGGUUGCAUAAGCAACUCUGAUUUUAAAUGAAAUGGUACACUUUUUUCAUGAAGUUAAAAUAUUUAUAGUUUUGAAAUUUAAUAAUAGUCAUUAAUUUCAAAACUGUCAUAAACUACUAUAAAAUAUUCGUUUUGUGAAUGAAUUAUUUUAAUAAUGAAUUCAAAAAAAUAAAGAUUUAUAAAUUCAUCUCAAUUUUGAGGACAUUCUAAAGCAUAAUUAAUGCAAAAUUUAUGUUCUUAAAUUUUUAUAAUUUUAUUUCUGGUAAUGUUUGAUAUGUCCAGGAAAAUGUCAGAUUUUUUUAAAAAUUAGAUGAGUAUCUGUACAAAAAUGAUUAUGAGUUAGUCAAUUGAGAGAAAAAUCAUUUUUGUAUUUGUGUAAUAUAGUGUAAAUAUUAUUUAAGCAUUUUUUUAUGUUUCUUGUUAUACCAAGGGUACAUAUCAAAAAAAGUGCUGCCUAUUGAAUUGUAAAUAAAUAUUGAAAACUUU